AUGGAAGAUUGGUGGAUCCCAAUAACAAGGAGAAAGUGCGGUGUAAUUUUUGUGGCCAUGAGAGUACCGGAGGUAUCCAUCGCUUCAAGCAUCAUAUUGCCCAAGAUUCAAGUAAGGUGCUUAAAUGCAAGAAAGCACCACCAGAAGCUAAAGAAGCAUGCUUGA
Messenger RNA from Linum tenue, 165 nucleotides. The record is from the annotation of a GenBank genome assembly. Lineage: Eukaryota; Viridiplantae; Streptophyta; Magnoliopsida; Malpighiales; Linaceae.